Molecule: messenger RNA, 1995 nt
Organism: Suillus discolor
Lineage: Eukaryota; Fungi; Basidiomycota; Agaricomycetes; Boletales; Suillaceae
Exons: 19
Coding region: 1-1995 (664 amino acids)
Source: RefSeq, a predicted model, not a curated record
AUGUCGACCCCCUCCUCCCUUCCACCAUUCAACUCCCCGGCUAUUCAUCUUGGAAUGUUUGAACUUUCGAAUAUACUAAGUGCUCCUAAAUGGCUGGAAUUCUAUAUAAGACUUAUACCAUCAGAGACGAGGUUGGGUCGAUCUUGGCGAUGUCUGGCAACUAGUUGGGGAGCGGUUGUUGGAAGCGCAAAGGGAGGAAUUGUUGCGCAAUAUCACUGGGGACAGUACAAGGUCCCAACCGCCAUCUCUGUCUCAGCAACCCGGAGAUGUGUUGUUGCACGUCCUAUGGCCUAUUCAGCAGCUGCACAACAGAAAUGCGAAAGUUGGUUAAGGAGACAAAACACCAACUUCACGUCACCCAAUGAACUUUUUUCAAUCGCAAGUGACCCACCUUCAAACGCUUCAGCUGUCGAUCAGCUUGCCCAUUCCCCGGAACAACAAACAUCAGUCAUCUGCAACCCAUCAUUCCACCUGUGCAGCACAUGGGUUACCCUUUGUGUCCAAGAGGCCUUCAAUGAGGCACGCAAAGUGGAACUCGUCGCUCAGGCUGGAUUGAUGACAACAUAUCUCGAUAUUGAACAUUACCAUUCUCACCAUCGUGAUGCACACUCAGAGCUGCUUUACUUACGUGCAAAGAUGCUUCGUGCCAAAGCUGAGGUAGAAGUCUUUGAACUAGCAAUCGAAAAUACGAUUCUAUCAGAGCAAGUGCAUACUUGCAAGGAACGCAUUCCUACUGGAUCAAUCAACGAUCACACUGAUUCAACUUAUGUAUCAUCUGCUUCACUUACGUCUGCCGCCGUUCAGAUUGCACCAUAUAUUUGCGAGAUUCCUGGAUCCGCACCUGUCCAUGAUGAUCAAAAAUGUUCACACAAUCAACAAUUGAUUGUCAUUGUUUGCAAGUUGGAAUACAUGGCAACUCAACACUCGCAACAGUACUUGGUGGAGCUACUGGACUGCAGUUUUGGAAUCUGGCCGACGCAACUGCCAUGGUACGCUGAGCCGGUGAUGCUUACGAAUGGACGUGAAGAUCACUUGGUCCCUAUGAAACCCGAAUUGUAUGGGAGUGAUUGGGAGGAGUUGGUCCACCCCUUAGGGGGAACUUAUUAUUAUCACAACAAACAGAAUACGUAUACAUCGAUAAAUAUACGGCAUAUGGAUCGACGAAGGCUCGAAGAUUUUAUCAAUGUAUCAAGAGCCACAGCGAAAGAGGAUGAGUGGACACUGGUUGUUCACCAAGUAAGCCUUAUUUCACUGCAACAACAACCAGAAUCACCUGAACACACAACAGAAGCGACAACCUUGAACCAGUCCACUGCAGCUACAAUUUUUUGGACUCUAGACCAAAUGAGACAGGUCGACACACAACUUGCCAGUGUCAAAGCCCUCGCAGAAAACAGAACCAUCGAGGAUACUGGUGUCGUGCACUGUUGUUACCCCUUCAUGAAUCGGAUGUUACUGAGUCAACACACAAUAGGCCAUUACCAGUAUUUGAACCGCCACAACCAACCCGAGGCUCGCCUUAUUCGAGGUCACGCAGUGAUAGAGAAACCUAGGACAUGUAAGGCUCUCUAUUUCAUGGGCAAUACUGCAGCCACGAUACUGUGUAUGCCGAUCACAAUCGACUGCAUCAAGAAUACUUCCGUCGAUGGUAUUGUAAAUGGGGUGGACGUCAGGACCUUUAUCGAUGAUUUCACCAGUCAAGCUAAGAGUCAGAUCACCCUGGCAGGUGUUUCCGUGGCCAUGGACGUCGCCAUCCUUGCCAUUCUGGGUCUAGGUAUAUUACCUACAAAAAAAGACGAUGAUGCUGAUCGUCAUUACAAGUAUACCGACUUGCUUUUGCAUACUGAGUGUGCUAAGUUCUAUUCUUGGAUCUCUCACAGGUUCCUUACUUAUAUUGGUGAUUGCAAGUUAUGGUCUGGGCUUGUCCAGGACACGGCCCCAGUGACUAAUGAUAUAUUUUGGAGGGUGUUCUAUGUAUCACAGUAUCAUUACUAA